Messenger RNA from Oncorhynchus keta (chum salmon), 4410 nucleotides. It is a transcript of the gene clcn3, whose product is annotated as chloride channel 3. The record is from RefSeq and is a predicted model, not a curated record. Gene Ontology annotation, cellular component: membrane; Golgi apparatus; synaptic vesicle. The transcript has 15 exons. Bases 183 to 2816 code for a protein of 877 amino acids. Gene Ontology annotation, molecular function: voltage-gated chloride channel activity. NCBI's taxonomy places the organism in Eukaryota, Metazoa, Chordata, Actinopteri, Salmoniformes, Salmonidae. Gene Ontology annotation, biological process: chloride transport; transmembrane transport.
UCAAGAAACCGGAAGUAAACGUCAUUGACACAGGAAUGGGACAGAAAAAAAACAUAAUGGGGAGAAUGUCAAAUAUAUUUUUGUAAAAACGCAACGUUUCUACUCAAGAAAAGGAUGAUUCGUUUUGUCCGGGGUGGAAUAGCGGCAUCGAAAAGGGCACUGCCUGUGUAGCACGUAGCUAAAUGGAGUCGGAGCAGCUCUUCAACAGGAAGGGCUACUACAGGAACAGCUACAACAGCAUUGCCAGUGCCAGCAGCGACGAGGAGCUACUGGAUGGCGCCGGAGUCGUCAUGGACUUCCACACCUCUGAGGACGACAACCUUCUGGACGGAGAUGCCACCUCCCCAGGAUCUAACUACGUCAUGUCUAACGGGGGCGGGGUGAUGAGUAGCACCACCCACCUGCUGGACUUCCUGGAGGAGCCCAUCCCGGGGGUCGGCACCUAUGAUGACUUCCACACCAUCGACUGGGUCCGGGAGAAGUGCAAGGACCGGGAACGCCACCGCAAGAUCAAUGCUAAGAAGAAGGAAUCAGCUUGGGAGUUUACCAAGAGCCUGUAUGAUGCCUGGUCUGGGUGGCUGGUGGUGACACUGACAGGGCUGGCCUCAGGUGCUCUGGCUGGUCUAAUCGACAUCGCUGCUGAUUGGCUGAACGACAUCAAGGAGGGGGUGUGUCUGAAUGCCAUGUGGUUCAACCACGAGCAGUGCUGCUGGGGCUCCAACGAGACCACGUUCGCUGAGCGGGACAAGUGUCCUCAGUGGAAGAGCUGGGCGGGGCUCAUCCUGGGCCAGGAAGAGGGCCCUGGUUCCUACAUCAUGAACUACUUCAUGUACAUCUACUGGGCUUUGUCCUUCGCCUUCCUGGCUGUGUUACUGGUCAAGGUGUUCGCCCCUUACGCCUGUGGCUCCGGUAUACCUGAGAUAAAGACCAUUCUGAGUGGGUUCAUCAUCCGGGGUUACCUGGGGAAGUGGACCCUGCUGAUCAAAACUGUGACCCUGGUGCUGGCUGUAGCGUCUGGGCUGAGCCUGGGGAAGGAGGGACCCUUGGUCCACGUGGCCUGCUGCUGUGGAAACAUUUUCUCAUACCUCUUCCCCAAGUACAGCAAGAACGAGGCCAAGAAGCGAGAGGUCCUAUCUGCAGCGUCAGCGGCCGGGGUGUCCGUGGCUUUCGGUGCUCCCAUAGGAGGAGUACUCUUCAGCUUGGAGGAGGUGAGCUACUACUUCCCUCUGAAGACCCUGUGGCGCUCCUUCUUCGCUGCAUUGGUGGCAGCCUUCGUCCUCCGCUCCAUCAACCCGUUUGGCAACAGCCGUCUGGUGCUUUUCUACGUGGAGUACCACACCCCCUGGUACCUGUUUGAGCUUAUCCCCUUCAUCCUGCUGGGGGUGUUUGGAGGCCUCUGGGGGGCCUUCUUCAUCAAGGCCAACAUCGCCUGGUGCCGAAGGAGGAAGUCCACCCGCUUCGGGAAGUACCCCAUCCUGGAGGUGAUCUUCGUGGCGGCCAUUACCGCGGUCGUGGCGUUCCCCAACCCGUACACGCGGCAGAACACCAGCGAGCUGAUUAAAGAGUUGUUUACCGACUGCGGACCCUUGGAGUCGUCCCAGCUGUGCCAGUACAGGAGUCAGAUGAACGGGAGCAAGGCGUUUGUGGACGCGUCUCCCAACAAGCCGGCUGGACCCGGGGUGUACGCAGCCAUUUGGCAGCUGUGCCUGGCGCUCAUCUUCAAGAUCAUCAUGACCAUCUUCACCUUCGGACUUAAGGUUCCUGCUGGCCUGUUCAUCCCCAGUAUGGCCAUCGGGGCGAUUGCCGGGCGUAUCGUUGGCAUCGCCGUGGAGCAGCUGGCGUACUACCACCACGACUGGUUAGUGUUCAGGGAGUGGUGCGAGGUAGGCACAGACUGCAUCACCCCGGGACUCUAUGCCAUGGUGGGGGCCGCCGCAUGUCUGGGUGGUGUAACGCGGAUGACCGUGUCUCUCGUGGUCAUCGUGUUUGAGCUGACGGGCGGCCUGGAGUACAUCGUGCCCCUCAUGGCCGCCGUCAUGACCAGCAAGUGGGUGGGCGACGCCUUCGGGCGCGAGGGCAUCUACGAGUCACACAUCCGCCUGAACGGGUACCCCUUCCUCGACGCCAAGGAGGAGUUCACACACACCACACUGGCGCGGGAGGUGAUGCGGCCGCGGCGUAGUGAUCCGCCGUUAGCGGUGCUGACGCAGGACGACCUGACAGUGGAGGAACUACAGGGGAUCAUCAACGAGACCAGCUACAAUGGCUUCCCUGUCAUCGUCUCCAAGGAAUCCCAGAGACUGGUUGGCUUCGCUCUGCGCAGGGACAUCACCAUCGCUAUAGAGAACGCACGGCGGAAGCAGGAGGGUAUCCUGUUGACUUCGCGGGUCUACUUCACGCAGCACGCCCCUACGCUGCCCGCCGACAGCCCGCGGCCCCUCAAGCUGCGCUCCAUCCUGGACAUGAGCCCCUUCACCGUGACCGACCACACGCCCAUGGAGAUCGUGGUGGACAUCUUCCGCAAGCUGGGCCUCCGCCAGUGUCUGGUGACACACAACGGGAUUGUAUUGGGCAUCAUCACUAAGAAGAAUAUAUUAGCGCAUCUGGAGGAGCUCAAGGAACACACGGAGCCCCUGGCGUCUCCUUGGUAUUAUCACAAAAAAAGAUAUCCUUCGUCAUAUGGCCCAGAUGGCCAACCAAGACCCCGACAACAUAAUGUUCAACUAGUCACCGCCUUCCCGGGUCGUCAAGCUGACGAGGAGGAAAGCGAGGAGGAGGUGGUAAACCUACUGGACGGCCGCGGCUCCACCCUAUGACGCACAGCCCCCACCCCCACCCCUGGGACACACCACCCCAAAUCCACCUCAAUACUAAACCAGAGCCCUCUAGAGGCCACAUGAAGGAAGAGACGAACAGACUCUAAAAGGACUUUAAAAAUGGCUGCUGUGAGGGAUGUUUUGGCCCCUAGGUAGCAGCUAGUACAGGCUGGGGCAUAAAUACACAAGGAAUGCAAUUUAAACACACCCCUCCAUUUACAUACAGAAACAUACAUACAUACAUACAUACAUACAUACAUACAUACAUACAUGAGAUCAGACUCACUCAUACACAGAUGCCACACAAGCAUGCCACUAGCCGAAUUGCACCUCCUUCAAACACACCCUUCAUGCUCCUUUGUCCUUGUCCUGUUUCUAUUGGUUCACGCUGGUGGACAUUGCUGUGAGCCUGAAGCCUGGCUACCGAGGUAAGAGGUCAGAAUGAUCCGCUAGGACGCGAGGAGCGACCUUCAGACACCUCGACUGCUGAUUGGCUGUCAGCCCUGCCAGGCUCCACCCCCACUGUGUCCCUCCCUCCCCACACCCCGUCCGUCCUCGAAAGCAUUGUUUACCUGUGAACUCUCUUUGAGUGAGAGAAUGCAUGUGUGCGUUUCACCUCCACGUUCCAAUCAGGUUGUCAUAGUAACCCGAAACUACAAACUCCCACCCUCCCCCCUAAAAGCAUCCGCCUGAUAUUAGACUGGGCGUUGCUCCAAGGUGUAAGUGUGGGUGAGAGAGAGUGUGUGUGUGUGAGAGAGGAAGGAAGAUCAAGGGUACAAGCAGGAUGUACUGAAGUAGUUAGUUAAUGUCUGAGUGUUGUAGUUCAAGAACAAAAUGUCUCUUUCUGAUGUAUGUGAAAACAUUCUGUACAGAAGAGUCCGAUACUCAUCGGUUACAUACCCCCUCCCCUGUUGAAGUAAAGAGUGAAAAACUCUGUGUGUGCGCGUGCAAUUACCUUUUGAUCUGAGCCAGGUAGGCAAUAUGCCAUAGAGGUGUGUGUGCACGCGCAUAAGUAUCAGAUGAGAAAAGACUUGUCCGUUUCUCCGACAGUGAAGGUGGGCAGUGUGUAUAUCAAAAUAAAUAGGAACACUAACUCAAGGUGAAGUUCUGUUACUGGAGGAGAAAAAAAAUAUCAUUUUUUUCUUUUCAAACUAUUACUAAUGCAACUACUUUUAGAGUAUUGAUAUAUACAUAAUCAAGUAACUUUUUAUGGCUUGUAAUGAAACAAAGUCAAGACUGGAAAACCACUUCUUUUUUUUUCUUUUUCAAGUGAACAAAAUAAAUGGAUGAUUAUGAGGAUGUUGACGGUAAUACUGCACAGUAACCAUGUCUUAGAUCUUUUACUUUGCUUUAAUUAAGCUGCCUCAUGGUGUGAGAAAUGUGUCUUGUAUUUUCCACUGGAGCUUAAUCUUUUCUUGCAUCUCUCCUCCUCUGCCUCGUCGUCAAGUACAACAAUUCAACAGGAAAUCUUCUUCGCAUUUGUAGAUUUAAAAUCAUGAAUUGAAAGGACUGAAAUAGGAGGUGCAUUUCACAACACGUUUUUUGGGAGGUGUGCCAGUAACUCCUUUUAAACUUCAAUAAAGUCUCUUGUAUA